Molecule: messenger RNA, 531 nt
Organism: Hyaloperonospora brassicae
Lineage: Eukaryota; Oomycota; Peronosporomycetes; Peronosporales; Peronosporaceae
Source: the annotation of a GenBank genome assembly
AUGGCCGAGACUAAGCCGCUGUGGGCGCCUGUCAAGUGGGCGCAGCGCAAAGAGGCGCUGUACGUUACGGUGGAUCUGCCAGACGUGAAGGACGAGAAAGUGACGCUGAGCAACACGAACUUAACGUUUAAAGGCACGAGCAACGGUCAGGAGUAUGAAGUAACACUGGACUUUUUCAAAGAAGUGGACGCUGAGUCGAAGGAGAGUAUCUGGGCCAAGACGGACCGCAAUCUGCACUUUUACAUUGUGAAGAAGCUCCAGGACGAGGAGUUUUGGCCGCGUUUGCUGGCCGACAAGCACUUGGAGAAGACCAAUGUCAAGGUGGACUGGAGCAAGUAUGUCGACGAGGACGAGGAAGAGGGACAAAGUGGCUUUGACAUGAGUGCGCUCAAUGGCGGCGGCGGCUUUGACAUUAACCAGAUGAUGGCGGCCCAAAAUGCAGCUGGCAUGAUGGGGGGAGACGGCAGCGACAGUGAGGACGACGAUAUGCCGGACCUGGACCCGAAAGAGGACCCGAAGGAGGACCAGUAG